GGUUUUCUGCUGUACGGCUACAGCUGCUUUGAAGCUUCGUUUUCACCGGAAGGGUCUCAAUGCAUCAACUUCCGGUGUUGCGGGUACCUGGGAGACGAGGCAAAAAAGCGGGCACAUCGGAAUCUUACUUGAUUUCGUGAGCUUUGAAACAUCUGGAAUUGUAUCCAUUUGGCUUAUGAAGACAAACGACUGUGCCUUGUGGGCCAGUGACUACCUGGGAUUUGCAUUUGGCUUGGAAAAGAGUCAUUCAUUCGGUGUUCGUAAACGCUAGCUAGCUAACGCGCUUCCACACUAGGGUUUGGAGCAGCAGGCCUAUUCUUCUGGACUUUGCUACAAGCUAAUCAGCUAACAUUAGCAGGCUAACCCACACGGACACGUUUUUUUCCUCAACGAUUAUGUCUGUUACGUUGUAAAUAAAUACCACGUCAUUUACGUGUGUGCUGGUUAGUUUUUGUAAAUCUUUUGUCAAAUAGGCUUAAGUUGAAGCUAAAUUAUUCGAGCUCCACCAGCGAGGCAUUUGUUUUGAAAAGUGUUGUUCACUUUGUUGCUAGCUUAAGCUAGCCACCGCCAACUGAACAACGCAGUCGCUGAAAGCGCAGUAGCCUUCAACUCACAGAGAUGUCGGACUUUGAUGAAUUCGAAAGGCAGCUUUCUGAAAACAAACAAGCUGAAAGGGACAAAGAGAACCGCCAUCACCGUCGAUCCUCUUCUCGCAGCCAUAGCAGAGAGAGGAAAAGGAGGAGCAGAGACAGGGAUAGACGCAGCAGGGACUGCCGUGGGGACAGUAAGGAGCGCAGACAGAGACGCAGCUCACCACCCACCUACCCCCAGGACAAUGCUCGAAGCCGUUCUCCACAUCGUGAGAAGAAGAAGAAGAUAAAGAAGUACUGGGAUGUUCCUCCGCCAGGAUUUGAGCACAUCACUCCCAUGCAGUACAAAGCCAUGCAAGCUGCAGGCCAGAUCCCAGCCACAGCCCUUCUGCCGACCAUGACUCCGGAUGGCCUGGCUGUUACUCCCACCCCUGUACCAGUAGUGGGUAGUCAGAUGACCAGACAGGCCCGUCGGCUUUAUGUGGGCAACAUCCCCUUUGGUAUCACUGAGGAGUCCAUGAUGGACUUCUUUAAUGCCCAAAUGCGUUUGGGUGGUCUCACUCAGGCCCCUGGAAACCCUGUCCUUGCAGUACAGAUCAACCAGGACAAGAAUUUUGCCUUCCUUGAGUUCCGCUCGGUGGAUGAAACAACCCAGGCCAUGGCUUUUGAUGGCAUCAUCUUUCAAGGCCAGAGCCUCAAGAUUCGUCGUCCCCAUGAUUACCAGCCUCUGCCGGGCAUGAGCGAAAACCCUAGUGUUUAUGUGCCCGGUACACAGACAAUUAAUGGUGUGGUGUCCACAGUGGUGCCAGACUCGGCUCACAAACUCUUCAUUGGCGGCUUGCCCAACUACCUGAAUGAUGAUCAGGUAAAGGAGCUGUUAACAUCAUUUGGCCCCCUGAAGGCCUUCAACCUGGUGAAGGACAGCGCCACAGGCUUGUCUAAAGGAUAUGCUUUCUGUGAAUAUGUUGAUGUCAACCUUAAUGACCAGGCUAUUGCUGGGCUGAAUGGUAUGCAGCUGGGAGACAAGAAGCUCCUGGUACAGAGAGCCAGUGUGGGAUCGAAGAACGCCACUCUGACAAGUAUAAACCAGACCCCUGUGACGCUGCAGGUGCCAGGUCUAAACAGCUCAGUGACUCAGAUGGGAGGCCUGCCCACCGAGGUGCUGUGUCUGAUGAAUAUGGUGGCCCCCGAGGAGCUGCUGGAUGAUGAAGAAUAUGAGGAGAUUGUGGAGGAUGUCAGAGAGGAGUGCAGCAAGUACGGCCAAGUCAAGAGCAUUGAGAUACCUCGACCUGUGGAUGGCCUGGAGGUGCCUGGGACUGGCAAGAUCUUUGUGGAGUUCACGUCAGUUUUUGACUCCCAGAAGGCCAUGCAGGGGCUGACAGGACGGAAGUUUGCCAACAGGGUGGUGGUGACCAAAUACUGCGAUCCGGACGCUUAUCACCGCCGGGACUUCUGGUAGAGGAGGCAAGAAGAACGUGUUAACUUUCUUUCUUUGGGGGUGGGGGGAUCGGGGGUGGUGCCAUUUCCAAAAUCAGACCCUUGAUUUAUCUGGUAGAGCGGCAUUUCAGAUCUAGGAGAAUUGGACAUUUGAAUUGGAACUGGGAAAGAAAACUAUGGGGAGGAUUUAUAUACAGUCAUUAACAGAGGGGGCUGGAUUUGGCUGGUGGGCGAGUCAGAGUUUUGAGAAAUGUGUGUAAUAAUAGGGUAGUGGUUUAGGGUGGGGUCAACAAUUUUUAUACUUUGUGAGGCAAAUGUCAUUUGGGGUGGGAGGGGGUGUCACACUUCAGGUUUGUAUUUAAAUGGAGAUUGCCUGUUUUAAGUACGUUAGGACAGAGGUGCAGUAGGGAACGAACUAGAGUUGUGAUUGAGAGGAGGGCUGCGCUAAAUAGAAGUGCAGGGGAGAUGAAGAGGAAGAUGAGGGCAUUUUUGUUUGACUAUCUAAUAUAGAUAUACAGUAGCUGUAAUGUCCACUUCAUUUUUGACAUCAUCAGUACAAAGGCGAGGAGACUCCUUGUCCCCCCCCCCCUUUAAGUUUGAACUCAUUCCUCGUGUUCCUUCAUUUUCAUCAGGCCACUGCCCCCCUCAGGAUGAUUGUUAGAGAACCUGUUGUCUAAUUGGACUCUAUCUGAAUGCCAUCUGUAAUUGUUUUGAUACAGUUUGUAGCUAGCUCCGCUGUUUUGAGCUGUAAUAUCACUUUGUAUUCGGACUGCAGCAUAACAGGAUCAACAGACUCAAUUACACCAGGUUGUUUUUAUUUUUUGUUAUUUCAUGUCAAUUCACUAAGGAUAGAAAUUUGACCAGCCCCGCUAUCAAUGAUAUCUGUUGGUUCAUGAAUGUCAGAAUCUCGUGCUUUAGCCUUGUGUUACCAGUUUUCUCUUUCUUUUCCUGCAGAUUGUUAAGAUGUGUUGGACCCAGUCCUUUUUGUGUGUCUCACAUCUUUGACAAGACCAAAUAAACACGACUAAUACCUAUGACUCAUGUUGUACCACAGUGAAACCAAAACUAGACAGCCUCUUACAUUAAGAUUGUUAACAUCAAACCUGCUUUGGUUAAAACAUAAAUUGAUAGGACAGUAUCUUGUCCACAGUAAAGUAUCAGAAUGAAACUUAACACCACAGUGGCUUUUUUUUCCAGUUAUUUGGGCUCCAUAAUAAAAAUAAUUAACACCCACAGACAAAGGAUUAUUACUAUACAGUUGACUGAUUUUCAGCUAAUAAAAUUUGUCAUUUUCUGUUGAGCUUUCAUAACUAGUAUUUUGCUGUAUGUAUGGCCUUUGGGGCAUUUCCACCAAAUCUAAGAGGUAAUUAGAAACUGUCUGCAUGUACUUAAACAAGAUCUGCUUUUCUCUUAUCUCCCUCAUCUUCUGCCGUUGUUUCUCCGAGGACCACAUGUUCACACUGUACGGGCUUGAGGUGAUGCUUUCAUUUGAUACCUUCAGUGGCUUAAGACAGCGCUGAAGAGAGACUAUGUCAGUGAUAACGCUUUUGAGAUGUUACUCCUUACUUUUGGAAAAUUAGCUUUUUUUUUCAGUGUCACUGUGUCAUUUUAAGUUCUUUAUUUUUCUCUCUGGAAAAAAUGUGACUUCUUAAAUGAGUUCAAACUUAAAAAUCAUCUAGUUUAUAAAAGCAGAAAAGUCUUUCAUUUGUCCAAUUUGCUUUCAAAUGUUGAUUAAAAAUGGAAUUUACACGA
Monopterus albus (swamp eel) is the source of this 3779-nucleotide messenger RNA. It is a transcript of the gene u2af2a, whose product is annotated as U2 small nuclear RNA auxiliary factor 2a. Gene Ontology annotation, biological process: mRNA processing. The coding region runs from base 619 to 2049 and encodes 476 amino acids. The transcript has 12 exons. Gene Ontology annotation, cellular component: nucleus. Gene Ontology annotation, molecular function: RNA binding. The record is from RefSeq and is a predicted model, not a curated record. NCBI's taxonomy places the organism in Eukaryota, Metazoa, Chordata, Actinopteri, Synbranchiformes, Synbranchidae.